AAACAGAGACAAAGGUAAUGAAUAAAUUCACUCGUUUUCUAUCAGUUUUGAUACUAACACCCACGAAAUAGGAGGUUUAAAUGUGUUUUUUGUGUAUUAAGUGAUUGUAUAAGGUUUCCCAUCCAAGUUCAAACUAAGAAAUGGGGUUCGAUAAGGCCCCCCUUUCAUCGUUAUUAUGUGGAGUGUUCAUAUUUUUGCUGAUAAUCCUGGAAUCUCAAAGUGCUAGACUAGAAGAUAUAUUUAAUUUAAAUCAACAGCCACGAGAAGAAAGGGAAGCUCAAUAUUAUCCAAAUCGGUACGGAUCAGAUUCAUCCGUUCAAAAAGUGUCGUCAUUAACAAUAAAGCCGGAAGACAAUGCAGAAGCGAGGGAACGGGAAAAUGCGAAUAUAGGGAAACGUUGCAUUCGUUGCGAUUAUUACAAUCGCGACUAUUACAGAUAUCCGUAUGAAUACAGAGGUAGAUACGACGACAAAUACGAUCGGUACGAUAGAUACGAUGACCGGUACUACAGAGAUGGGUAUGACGACCGAGGGCGAGAUCGGUAUUAUGACGACUAUGACAAACGUUAUUAUGACGUAAGGAGGUAUAAUGAUGAUCGCCGAUAUGACACUCGUGAUCGGUACGACAGGGAUCGAUACGAUAGAAGACCAGAUUACUACGACUACUACUAUCCCGACCGAGGAAAUGAUAGAGACAGGUACGAUAAGGACGAUCGCUACAGGUAUCGCAAUGAUGAUAGAUACUACGUAAAAAGUGACAGUGGCUAUCGACCAUGGGAUGAAACUACGAGAGGUACAUCGGGAUUUGACAACAGUGGACGGGGAUACUACUUUGCAGUAGGCCGGCCAGAGUAUAGUACCGGUUAUGCGAGUGGAUGGAAUACUUAUGAUGACAGAAACAACAGUAGAGACAGAUGGAGAGAUCAGGGCUUUUCAAGCGGUUCAUACAAGCCUCGGGAUCCCUACGACACAGGUUACAGAGGAACAAGUUAUCUCUACGGUCGACCGUCAUCAACGACCACAACCGAAUCACCCGGAGGAGGAGGUGGACCGACCGAUAAUCCAGAUUCCCAAAGUAACACGUCUUCGGGUUGAACACGGGUAAAUGACGACCACAAAUUCAUAAUUAAAGCUUUAACUACUUGAUUACUUCAUAAAAGAUUCUUGACGCUCCCUUUAAGUUACAUUAAUUUCAUCAGCUUCAUUCUAACAAUACUGUAAACGAGACAAGAUGCAUAGAAUGCAGCUUGUAUCAUUUAGGUAGGUACAAGAAAUUCCGUUUUAGUACAGAUAUAUUUAUUCUUUGUAUUAACUGUGUAGUAUAAGUUAAUGAAAAUAAAAACUUCUUAGAA
Molecule: messenger RNA, 1351 nt
Organism: Photinus pyralis (common eastern firefly)
Lineage: Eukaryota; Metazoa; Arthropoda; Insecta; Coleoptera; Lampyridae
Exons: 3
Coding region: 141-1094 (317 amino acids)
Source: RefSeq, a predicted model, not a curated record